Molecule: messenger RNA, 735 nt
Organism: Dipodomys spectabilis (banner-tailed kangaroo rat)
Lineage: Eukaryota; Metazoa; Chordata; Mammalia; Rodentia; Heteromyidae
Product: extensin-like
Exons: 3
Coding region: 1-735 (244 amino acids)
Source: RefSeq, a predicted model, not a curated record
AUGCCACACGCCACGCCCUGUAGCCACACCCCGUCAAGGCCCCGCCCCACGUCCCCCACCGCGCCCCUGCCCCUUCACCCCGCUCCCACGGUUGCACCCCACUCCACUCCUCUGGGGGUGCAUUUCCGCCCUGUGCCUGCUGAAGCCGGGAAAGGCCCCGGCGUGGGCAAACCUUGGAGCCGUUCACUCCCUGGCGUGUGGGUCUCCGCCUCGGACUCGGUCCUCUCCCGGGAGAAGGUCACGCGGGGCAUCUGUCCUGGAAGCUUCGGAAGAGGGCUGACCUGGACGAACGCAAGCGGCCGGCUGGGCCGUGGGGAGCCUGGGCUGCAGCCACGGCAGGCCCAAGUGUCUGCCCACCCCGACCUGCCCACCCCCGACCUGCCCACCCCCAAUGGCGCCCACCCCGAUGUGCCCACCCCGACCACGCCCACCCCAGACCUGCCCACCCCCAAUGGCGCCCACCCCCGACAGCGCCCACCCCUGACCUGCCCACCCCCAAUGACAACGCCCACCCCGACGGCACCCACCCCCAACCUGCCCACCCCCGACCUGCCCAUCCCCGACCUACCCACCCCCGACCGCGCCCACCUCCCACGGUGCCCACCCCAGACCACGCCCACCCAGACCACGCCCACCCCGACGUGCCCACCUCCGACGUGCCCACCCCCGAUGGACGGCGCCCACCCCCGAUGUGCCCACUCCCGACGUGCCCACCCCUAUGGCUUCUACCCCUGA